Molecule: messenger RNA, 6167 nt
Organism: Haplochromis burtoni (Burton's mouthbrooder)
Lineage: Eukaryota; Metazoa; Chordata; Actinopteri; Cichliformes; Cichlidae
Gene: lrch3
Product: leucine-rich repeats and calponin homology (CH) domain containing 3
Exons: 20
Coding region: 103-2232 (709 amino acids)
Molecular function (GO): protein binding
Source: RefSeq, a predicted model, not a curated record
GCUCGCUUCGUCUUGUUGUCCAGCGCCGCAAUGCGCAUGCUCCGGCCUGGACUUUAGGGUGGGAGUUAGCCGUUAGCACCGAGCUAACAGCCGGAGCGUGUAAUGGCGGCCUCGGUGUUGUUGGGCUCUGCGGACAGCGCCGGACUCAGCUUCACCAUCGGGGGCGGCGGCACCGGGAAUAGUAACGGACUGGGCCCGGCGCCCUGGAACCGUUCUCUGGACCGAGCGCUGGACGAAGCCGCGGCCACCGGGAGCUUGAACCUGAGCGGCAGGAAGCUGAAGGAGUUCCCCCGGUGCGCCGCCAACCACGACCUGACCGACACCACCAGGGCCGAUCUGUCUCGUAACCGGCUGUCGGAGCUUCCUCUUGAGGUUUGUCUCUACGUGUCUCUGGAGAGUCUGAACCUGUACCAGAACUGUCUGCGGUCGCUGCCUGACGGCCUGCUCAACCUGCAGGCGCUUACCUACCUGAACCUCAGUCGGAACCAGCUGUCGGUGCUGCCCGCCGUCGUCUGCGGCCUCCCUCUGAAGGUUUUGAUCGCCUGCAACAACAAGCUGGUUUCCCUGCCGGAGGAGCUGGGACAGCUGAGGCACCUCACCGAGCUGGAUGUGAGCUGCAACGAGAUCCAGAUUCUGCCUGCUCAGGUGGGCCAGCUGGAGGCUCUAAGAGACCUGAACAUCAGGAGAAACCACCUGGUCCGACUGCCACCAGAGCUGGCCGAGCUGCCUCUGGUGCGUCUCGACUUCUCCUGUAACAAAGUGACCUCCAUCCCCGUCUGUUAUCGCCGCCUCACGCAGCUGCAGACCAUCGUCCUCGACAACAACCCGCUGCAGACCCCGCCCGCUCAGAUCUGCAUUAAAGGGAAAGUUCACAUAUUUAAGUACCUGAAUCUGGAGGCCAGCAAGACGACGCCGGACCUGCCCGAGUACGACAGACGACCUCUGACCUUCAGCUCCUGUGUGGAUGAGCUUUACCCCGGGCGUCCCUACGGAGCGCUCGACUCCGGCUUCAACAGCGUCGACAGCGGAGACAAGAGAUGGCUGAGCAACGAGGCCUCAGAGGAGCUGUCGGAGCUGCCCCAGCGAGUGGCUGACAUCAGCCGAGACCAGAGGCAGCGAGGAGGCGCGGCGGGAGGAGCGGCGCUGCCUAAUGGCACAUAUGGGGAGUUGGAGCAGAUCGACUUCAUCGACAGCUGUGCGGGUGAGGAGGAGGAGGAGGAGGGGAGGAGUCGUGGGGGAGGAGACAGGACCAGCCUGAGCUCUCAGUUCAUGGCUUACAUCGAGAGACGCAUCACCAGAGAGGGUUCUCCUGUGAAAAGCGGCUCUUCGAGGAUGGAAGACCCGAGGAGACACAGCAGGGGUGGAGUCGAUAGCGCCGCGGCCGCAUCUGGCUCACACGGACAGAGAGGCGGCGUGGAGAGGAUGAGGAGGGAGGCGCAGCUCGCCGCCAUGAGGUACGACGAGGAGCGGCAGAAGAACCGCUCGCUGCAGAGGGACAACGUGAGCGGACACGCCAAGCAUAAAGCAGCUCCGAGUCCCACGAAGGCCAGUCCUGACACAGAGAACGUCUACCCCUCCCGACGCUCCACCCACACAGACGACUCCGCCCUGUUCAUGGGUGAGGACCGAGCUGCUCUCUCUCCUACAGCCAAUCAGUCGCCGUCUUACCCCAGCUCGGGGGGCGUGGCCUCCUGUCGAACUACCAAUGUGCGGCCAGAGAGCUUCCUGUUCCGGCUCGCGCAGAGGGAGGAGAAGAGGAAAGGUGAUACCUCUGCUCCUCCGAGCCAGGAGGAGGCUCCCGCCGCUCCUCCUCUUGCUGCAGAGGACGUCGAGGUGGUGGAGCAACUCAGGAAGAACAUCGAGGCUCGUCUCAAAGUGUCACUGCCGAGUGACCUGGGAGCAGCCCUGACGGACGGCGUGGUUCUCUGUCACCUGGCCAAUCACGUGAGGCCGCGGUCCGUCCCCAGCAUCCACGUCCCCUCCCCUGCCGUGCCCAAACUCACCAUGGCCAAGUGCCGCAGAAACGUGGAGAACUUCCUGGAGGCGUGUCGCCGCAUCGGAGUCCCACAGAGUCAGUUGUGCCUUCCUCUUCACAUCCUGGAGGAGCGAGGGCUACCCCAGGUGGCCGUGACCGUCGGCGCCCUGCUCAACCUGGCCCCGCCCCGACACUCCAGCACCACAGCGACCCCCACGACGCCAUCAACCCCACCGGGGCCGUCUGUCACCAUCUAGCCAUAUUUGCACCCCAUUUGUACCAGCCAAUCAGAGCUAAGCGUCUCUUAAAGCCUGCAUGAUGUCAUCAGAAAGUGUCCGAAGCUCCUGCAGCAGGGGGCACAAUACCACAGUGAUGGGUUCUGAGCUCCUAUUGGUCAGUGCUGUAUGUAUGGAAGCCCAUUUCGGGGGGGGGGGGAUGCUACCCAAUUACCUCGGCUGAAAUGAAUUUUAAAGUAAAAGAUGAAUCGAAUAUUUAAGGUCGUGUCUGAAUGACAAAAAAAUAUUUCACAGGUGAGACCUUCAGGCACCUCAUAGGUGCAGGUUCAAUUCCCCACGGCCACUUGCUGCCCGCUCUCUGCUGACCAAUAAAGGCUCAGCGCCCCCAAAAUACAAAGUAGAGUAAAACGUUCAGACGUUUGCAGCAAGUGUGUUUCCAUUUGUGGGCAGAAAUGGGCUUCCAUCCCACCUGUGCCGUCACUCUGCAGGUGAGGGAGUGGCUGAUGGGCAGUGAUGGAGACGAGUCGAGCUGAACUGAUCUUUACUCUUGCUGCAAGGUUUGUUAGAAAUCAGCUUCUCACAGGUGGAGGUUUCACUCUGGACCUAUUACACUCAUCACAGAUGACAGAGCCGCAGAGCAGACCAGAUAGGAAGGAGCAAAUAAUCUGACCAGAUUUUAAUGCUGUACCUGGUGUAGGCGGAGCUAAUCUAUUCCAUCUGCUGAUUAUUACAAGUGAUAAUAAUGAGUGCCCUCACCGUGAAACCACAUCUGCUUGUGUUUGAGCAGCGGUCCAAAGGAAAUCCUCCACGUGUGACAAGGUGAAAAGAUAGAAGCUUACCACCUUUGACCUUUGCCCCCUGAGUCUGAGGUAAAGAAGGUAAAAUGAUCCUCUGAUGUCAGAAAAAUAACCCAGAGGCAAAGUGGGAGGUGGUUUAUUCUACUUGUCAAGUUUUCUAACGGGUGAAUCCAUGCAGUUCAACAUCUGUGUGACGUUGGUUCUACAUGCAUUUGGUUACCUGUGUAGGCGGAGCUUAGAAACUAAUAUGCAUAAUUAUUGAGCCAGUGUUAAACACAGACGACUCAAAACCAUAAAACUCUGUUAGGUGGAUCGUUCUGCUCAUUCCAACGUUAGCUCUCACAGAGCGGCUUAGCAUGAGUCCCCGUCAUCUUGAGCCUCAGCUCAGCUGCUGUCUCACACAAGCCGGUUUAGCUCCUCCGCCUUUAAACGUGCUUUAUUCUGAUUGGCUGUAUCUCACAAGCAGAAGACUUGAACAACAGAUGGGUGGAGCUUUUCUCUGUGACAUCACACAGAUCAAUGAAUAGAAAAAAAACCUCAUAAUUCCCAGUAGCUGCAGACACACUGAACUUCCUGUUUAACAUGAACAUUUGCCACAGAAACAGGAAAUGAGAAAGGGAAAAGCACUUUAAUUUAAAAAAAAAGUAUUUCAUGUUCUCAGUAACAUCUGAUUGAUCAAUAAAGUCUGAAACUGUCCGGUCUGCACACUGAGAUACAGUUGCAGUGCUACUAAGGGCUAACGGAAGCUAACAGCAGUUUUGUUUUGUUUAAAUAACACUAAUGUAUCUUGUGGCUAAUAUAGCUUAAAGUUAAUAUUGGCAAAGAUAAACUUAUUGUAAGCCACAUUUAAUGGCUAGCGGUGACCUAGCUAAGAUGAGUGUGCUUAGUUUAAAAUAAUAAUAAUAAAGAGAAAACUAUUCCCAGAUUACCCAUCGCUAACAGUGACGAUUCUGAAUUUGCUUCAGUCUGAAAAUGUAACUGACUGUUAAGGCUAACACUAUUAAAACAGAGUAAAUGUGUUGGAUCACGCUGAUCAUGCUUGUCAUGUUUGCAGAGACACAGGCUGAUACUUACGUAGCAGUCUGUUAACAGAAACCAGCUAGCUGGAAGACUAGCUUGAAAUAGGUAGCUAUAAAAGUAUCGUGAUGAGUUCAGACUUAACAUGAACUACAGCUAGGAAGUGGCCUAAGCUAACGAGUAAGCAGUAGUCUAAAAUUGAAUAGACUCUCUGCUAUCUCUGGGUAAAACUAUAAUAAGACUAACUUUAUGAACUGUUAGAUAACAGUACUUAAUAUUAUAUAUGUGACACAGUUAGCUUUAAAAAUACUGACAUUUCAAAAGUUCCGUAACUAUUUUAACAUGGCUAACUGCUGAAGAAAGCUAACACUAAUGGUACUCUUAUGUCGAGCUAACCACAGAAGGUAGCUAAGAUAAAGUCAGGUAAAGCUAACAGCUUGUUUCUAAUCUGAAAACGGUCGACGAUCGCUUAGUUUAUAGCAUGAUUGCUAAAUGCUAAUGUUACAGUAGUGGGUUUGAUCGUGCCCAGUAUUGUCAAAGAAAUUAUUUAUUUUUCCUUUUUGGUUUUUUUUUAUAGUUUAUUUAGUUUGUUUUUUUUUUUUUUAUGCUUUUAGUUUUGCUUUAGGUGGCAGGGCCUCUGCCAGUCUUCCAUUGUGGGGCACUUACUCAAAUGUGAGCUACUUGCUAACAGUAAAUAAUAUCCCAAAAGAAGCAGCAAGGACAAAGUGUGGUUCAGUUCGGCUCUGUUCGUCUCCAACUGUCCUUAUUAUGGUAAACACCUUCAUCUCGCCGCUGAUGAAGAGGAGGAUGUCGUCUGUACAGUUUUUACUCAUGUCCUUGUGAUUUAGGUCAAUCAUGUGACCUGGCUUUGUGAUCACCUGAUCAGACCUUUGUCACAUGUGCAGCUGAAGGCGACUGGGUGGUUUCUGUUGCAUGCUGGGACAUUUUUCACCUUGUAAAGGUGGCCCGACUGUUGUGUACAAAUAUAUCCUGUAAAUAGAAAUUUACUGAUGAUGCUCUGUAUAUGAGGCCGAAACCUGGGUGUUACUACGACAACAGAGAUGUUUGUGUUGCCAUGUCAACAAUGGGGGGAGGGGGAGGGGGUUCUUCUCCUGUCAGUGAAGUAAGCAAACAGCUGCUGUACUGUAAUUUUAUUUAUAAAAGUUCGUCUUGACAACAGUGAUCAAAGCAAUACCUGCUCAGCGUCUCACUCCAACUGGAGCUCCAAAAGGUUCCAACUGCACAAACACAGUCAGGAGGUGCAGCUCAGGUGAAGCAGACUGCUAGCAGCUACAGCCGCUUGUGUCACCAUCCGCCUGUCAGGCAGAAGCCACACCCCUAAUAAUGCAAACAGGUGUCAUGAAGGGGCCAGACCCUUUGUGUGUCAGGCUGUAAACAUGUGUGUGGGGCUGACUCACUGCUGCCUCUGCUGGACAUUAGAGGAACUGCAGCACACAUCCUGCCAUCUACAGUGGGCGUGGCCUCUGUGUACAGUGAUGUCAUGAAUCUGAGCUGCUGCUGCUUCACUAACCGGAGGAGAAGACUGUGUUUAUAAUUUAAACUGUAAAGAUGAGUAAAGGGGGCUGGUGCUGUGUUCAGGUGGCGUAGGACAUCAGCAUGCUGACACUACACUAAACACUUGCUGAAGCCUCACUUUGUUUCUCAGUCACCUGAACAGAGCACAACUUGAACAACCUGAAUUAUGACAAGUAGGCUGGGCCCCGCCCCCUGAACCACCUCCACCAAUCAGCUCAUCUUAACUGGACUCACCUGAGAUCUGAGUGAACCUGAUGGGGACAGGUGUGGUGGCUUAGAGGUUUCAGAAAGGUGAUGGUGUACAGAUGUUUUCUUCUUCAGGCGCUCGUCUUGUGACACCAGCGGGUCACGUGACGUGGGCGGCUGUUUUUCCACUUGUGUGUUUUUGCUGUUUCAGUCAUAAAAUAAAUAGAAUGUGGCUUUGAUGUUUUUAUUGUCUCAACACCGCACACAGGAAGUGGUGAAAAACAUGUGGCCAAAAAACGAGAACACCAUCAGCUGAUUGUGUUCAUACUGUAAAUGUUUCCUAUGUUUUCUGUUUUUCUCUCCUUGGUGUUUUUUUGUUUUGUUUCUGUGAAUAAAGUAGAAAUAUUUGUCACAGGUGAA